This is a messenger RNA of Gopherus flavomarginatus (Mexican gopher tortoise), 5830 nucleotides long. It is a transcript of the gene TOGARAM2, whose product is annotated as TOG array regulator of axonemal microtubules 2. Gene Ontology annotation, cellular component: cilium; cytoplasmic microtubule. The transcript has 22 exons. NCBI's taxonomy places the organism in Eukaryota, Metazoa, Chordata, Testudines, Testudinidae. The coding region runs from base 396 to 3479 and encodes 1027 amino acids. Gene Ontology annotation, molecular function: microtubule binding. The record is from RefSeq and is a predicted model, not a curated record. Gene Ontology annotation, biological process: microtubule cytoskeleton organization.
CAGAGAUGCCAUCCAUACCCACAACUUUCAAAAUCUUAGGGUCUGGAGCUGAGUGGGAGCUGAGAUUCACUGUGGGAGGCAGCUGAGUUUUGGAGCUCCCUGAGGAAACACAAAUUUAACAACAUGGAAACUAGGCAUCCAAAGUGAAAAGGCAAACCUGUUUGUGAAGAGUGUAUGCCCCUUUCCUGCAAACUGCAGCUCUGGGCUAGGCAGUGUUGCUGGGAUGAUGACAAUAUUACUCAUAUUUAUCCAGAAUCUUUCAUCCAAGGAUCUCAAAGCAUUUUGCAAAGGCCUCUGCACAUUACAAGGAGAAGGUACCACCACUAGCAGCAGGUCCAGUGAAAAGCAAAACAGCAAGUAGCCUCUCAACUGAAAGAGUCCUUCUGUCCAUACACAUGGCAACGCAUGAUGAUUUCACAGCAGCUAAGUACCGAGCCCCUGUUGCGGUGUAUUGUGGGAGUGUCCCCAAAGUCAAACCCGGAUACAGAUCGCUGCGAGGGGGAAGCAUCGAUUCAAACUUGCAGCUGUAUGGAAGCAGAUGGAUGACAGCAGAUGAAGCCUCUCUUCAGUCUGUACUGAAAGUCCAGAUGAAAAAACAGUCAUGUUUGUGGAGUGGAGAUGGGGGCCUGCCUUAUCCCAGAGCCAUUUCCUCUCUGGAGGGCUUGGACAGCCCCACCUUGAAACAGGAUCCCAAAGAACUGGAGGUGAGCAGUGCAGCCAUGGAAACUGCUCAGAUCAAGGACAAGCUCAUGAAGAGGAGGAUCUCUGAGGGCUUAUUUGCAUCACAUAGAGGCUUGCUUGACUCCAGUGGCCCUAAGGAGGUUGCCUUGAAGCCAGCUGUUUCCAGAUCUGCCUCUCAAAGGCUACUGCUAACUUCCAAGCCCAUGCCUCCCAUUCAGAGCAUCCCUACCUCCCCAGAGGCCAAUGGCACAGAUGAAAGGGAGCAGAAGACCUUGGAGAAUGGCAUGGUCAGCUGGGGCCCUGGUGAGGCCCACACUGAACUGACUCCAACUUCCCAAGAGACUUCCCGGCACUACUUGCAUUGCAAUGAUGAGAAGAUGAGGAAGUCAUUAGGUUCUGCUUUGAUUCCACCUAUUCCCAAAUCAGUGAGACCACCUGAUGGAGACUCUGACAAUUCUCCAAUGCCUCUUUCAAGCUCUCAGCAAUUGGACCGGGCUGCUCUCACUAUACAGGAGUCUGCUGAGAUAAGGUCAAGGCCAGACAGCAAUGCUGAGGAGAAGAUCCUUAAAUCUCUGGGGAAAAAUCUUUAUUUUCACCCUUCUUCAGCUGCUCCCCAAGGGCUGCAAAUUGAGCCGUUUCCCUCACUCAGUAGAUCUGUAUUUCAAGAAAUGUCAUUUCUACAGCAGAUGCAAAAAGCCGGAGUCCCAUCAAUCUGUUGGUGCUGGUAUGCUACUUGCUGCCCUAAUAUAUGCCAGGCCAAGGAGACAGGACCCCUAUCGAGCCCUCAUCUUUUAAAGGGUGAUGAUCGGAAGGAGAACAAUGGAAGGAUCCACGUGACAAUAUCCAAGUCAGCUCAGGAGAAAAUGCGCCAGAAGCAAAUGAAAGAAUUGGAGCUUUUGCAUAGUGAGAGGGAGAAGGAAAAAGAGAGAAAGAAAGAAAGGUCCUUGCAGCUCCAUGAGCAAUUGCAGAACGUUGACGCAGGGGUCAUUGCUCAGGAAGUCCCCACAGGUUUUGACCUGCUUAACACCAAUGGGAUCAUCUCCAUUACACCCAAUGAGACCAAUCCAUGCAGAGCCAGCGUUGGUAUUGCCUUAAAGAAACGGGUCAACAGGCCAUCUCUGCCUAGUAUCCCCAUAAUCAAUCAUGACAGCAGCUUCAUGCGACACUCAUCAGCUAACUCCCUGCCAGCAAACGCUCUGGAUUCUCCAGAGGGGGAGGAGGAGUCUGAAAGUGGGGAAGCCUUGGAGAUGAGACCCUUCUCUCACCCGGAGCAAGGGCUGGUUGAUGCUCUCAAGUGGCUCAAUAGCAAUGACUGGCCACUGAAGGAGAAAGGACUUUUCAGCAUCAAAUGUCUGGCUACCUGCCAUUCAGAAGUCCUCCUUUGUCGACUUCAUGAUGUUUCCUUGGCAGUUACCAGAGAGGUUAGCAACCUCCGCUCAAAGGUGUCUCGCUUUGCUAUCAGCAUCCUUGGCGAGCUCUUCAGGACCAUGAAGAAGCACAUGGACCAGGAGGUUGAGGAGAUUGCCCGGGUCCUGCUCCACAAGACAGGAGAUUCCAGCGAAUUCAUUCAGAAAGCAGCUGAUCGAUCCCUGGGCAUCAUGGUGGGGAGUGUGACUCCCAUGCGAGCAAUGGCUGCCCUCAUGGCCGGUGGAGUAAACCAUCGUAACCCCCCUGUUCGAAAGUGCGCCGCUGAACACUUACUGACUGUCAUGGAACAGAUUGGGGCUGAGAAACUUCUGUCAGGCACCAGAGACAACACAGAACUACUGGUCCAGACUCUGGUGAAGCUUGCUCAAGACUGCAAUCAAGACACUAGGUUUUACGGCCGGAAGAUGCUGAAUGUGCUGAUGCCUCAUCCGAAAUUCGAUGGAUAUUUGAAACAGUCUCUCCCAUCACAUGACUUGCGGAAUGUUAUGGCAACAAUAAAGCAGAAAGGGAUGGAAGACAAUGUAUCUGAACCACCUCCUGCCAAAGGCCGCAGGGAGUCUAGGAACAGCAGCUUGACUACCUCCCAGGACAGUCUGCCUUCCAGUGAAGGGUCCAGAUCAGACACCCUAGCACCAGCACAGCCAGUGGUUCGUCGCUCAUCUCUCCGUAGUGUGGAAGCGAUGGAGCAGCUCAAGGAGCUGAACAAACUCCUGAUGGCCAAGGAGUUUCAGACACGAAUGGAGGGAGUGACACUCCUGGUGGAGCAUUGCAGGAACAACCCCCAGUUGGUCUCCGCAAACAUCAUCCAGAUUUUUGAUGCUUUUGCCCUCAGACUUCAGGACUCCAACAAGAAAGUGAACCAGCACGCGCUAGAGUCAGCUGCCUCCAUAAUCCCUAUCCUCAAAGGUGGCUUACAUCCGGUCGUGGUCUCCAUGGUGACAGUUGUCACUGAUAACUUGAACUCUAAGAAUUCUGGGAUUUAUACUGCAGCAGUGAGGGUGCUGGACACAAUGAUCGCUAAUCUAGAUAAUGCAUUGCUUCUACAAGCAUUUGCCAGCAGAGUGCAUUUCAUCAGUGGUCGAGCCAUGCAGGACAUCACGGAACACCUGUCAGCGCUUGUAUCUUCUGUCUACUCUCGGAAACCCCAGGCUGUGGAACGUCACACCCUGCCUGUUCUCUGGUAUUUCCUGAACAACAUGAUCGGAAAUGGGGUGUUACCUGGUAGGAGUGGGAAUGUCAGGACUGUGGUCUGCAAGCUUGUUAAAAGCCUGUACAAAGAGAUGGGACGCAGCCUAGAGGAUCAUGCUUCCAGCCAACCACAACAUGUGAUAAAAUCUCUCCGGGACCUUUUAGACAUGGAACUCCAGUGAAGGAGGCCCAGUAGCUUCCAGGACAGUUUACAGUGUGGCACUUGAUGGGGUGGAUAAAUGAAGUGGUGGACAUUAUACUGGCAAUGAUUUUAUUCUAUGUUUUUGGAGAAAGGAAUAAGUUUAUAGAUCCAGAUGUAUAUAGUAUAUUAUGAAGUAGAAUUAAACAAAUCGCGUAUUUUUAUAAGGUUUUAUUUCUUCAGCGUUUGUUCCUGAGAGGUUUUACAUAGCUCUUUUAAAAACAAUAAUUAUGUAUAAAUGUUGUGAUUUGUAAUUGUGUAAAAAAGAAAAUAAUGUAUUUAUACAUAGACAUGUUUAGGGAAGGAGAGAUGGGCCUUAGACACAAUGGGGGGGGGUGUGGAUGAUUGGACCCCAGAACCAGGGCUGGCUUCAGGUUUUCUGCCGCCCCAAGUGGUGAGGAAAAAACAAACAAACAAACAACAAACCUAUCAGCGGCACUUUGGUGGCAGCUCAGUCUCGCUGCUCCAUUCUUCAUUGACAGUUUGGCGGCAUGUCCUUCAGUCCCUCUCUUCCCCUUCAGUGGCAGCUCAAAGAGGAAGAGAAGGACUGAAAGACUCGCUAUCAAAUUCUUGCUGAAGACCUGGACGGGCCACCCCAGUAACGGACGGAGUGCCGCCCCUUUGUAUUGGCUGCCCCAAGCACCUGCUUCCUUAACUGGUGCCUGGAGCUGGCCCUGCCUAGAAAGAGAGAGUGAGAGGCAAACGCUCCAGGCUGAGAAAAUAAACUGAGUGAGGAAGAGAGAAAUAUGCCGCCCCCAAGACACAAAGGGUACGUCUACAUUGGAGCGGGGAGAUUUGCACUAGUGGGGCGCAAGCUAGCAUGCUAAAAAUAGCAGUGUGGACCUUGCAGCUCAGGCUGGGGCUUGGGAUCUGAAGCCUACCUGUCCCUAUAGGCUUGAGAGUCCAAGCUGCUAUCCAAGCCGCAAUGUCAACACUGCUAUUUUUAACAUACUUGUUAGAGUGCCACUAGCAUGAGUUUGCUUACCCAGGCUGAGAGGCUUACUCCUAGUCAUAGUGUAGAUAUAUCAACAAGAGCCUGUGGGAAAAGGGGUAAAGGAGAGAAGUGGGGCCCUGGAAGCAGAAAAAGUGACCUAAGUGUAUAUCCAUUUCUGAAAAAUUGAACACUUCUACACAUAUUCACACAACCCUGAAAGGCAGAGGGAAAGAAAGAAGAAGGGAUAUAUAAGAUUCUGAACACAGGCAGAGUGAGGCACAUGGGGCCCAUGAGAGCAGAAAAAUAGAAGGACCUUGAAAAUGGGGCCUUGUCCAUUAAGUCAGAAGGCCAAAGAGCAGCACAGAAGGACCCAGCCAAAGAGGCCCAUGAGUCUGAGAAUUUUAAAUUUACGUCUUUAUUUUUUCAUACCUGAAGCUAUAUAGUAGUCUAACUUGUUGCAUUCUCUAUUAUCUUUCUGUGAAUUCCCCGCCAUCCCCCAUCACCAAGGUCUUUUAUUACAGUAAAGAAUGGUGAAAUGAUUCAAACCUUCUGAAAUGUUUUUAGAUUAACUUAGAACGGCAUAGGUAAUGUAGUGUAAAUGUAAUGUUCUAGAGCACCAGGAACUCAGAAUCAUCUGGAACAUUCUAGUGCACCCUCUGAGCCAGGAACCUAGUUCUGAAACAUUGCAAAGUGCCCUGGAACUUGCCACCUUUAGAAAACUUCUAACAGCAUCCAGGAACUUGGUAUCUGUGCAGGUGUUCUACAAUGCCUCGAAACUUGGGACUUUGGAAGAUUUUUCUAAAAACCAGGUGAAAAUGGUAUAGCCUUAGUGUGAUGUGGAAUUGUUCUUUGGAGAAGGAGCAAGGCACUGCCGAAAACACCAUAUGCCAAAAUGUUGAACUGAGGCUUCUGUGGGGAGUGAUACUGUUAAAAAAUGACCGGAGUUAAAUAAGAAAAGCCUUGCAUUACAUUUACUCCUUCAAGCAACUUGAGCUUGCUCACUACCCAGAGCUUACUUUAAAGUUUUUGGAUUUUUUUUAGGGGUAGCAUCUUCUGAGAUCCCUGGUUUCUCCCUCCCUCAAUCUCAAAGUCCUCUCUCCUCCCAGUUCCCCUCCCUUUAGGCACACCUCCCUCUAGAGCCCUUUGCUGCUGAAUAAAUAUUCUUUCUUUUAGCUUCUUCUUCAGCUUCUCUCUAGCGCCUGGGGAUACAGUAGGAAGUUUUUGUACUUAGGAGAAAAGAGGCUUUUGUGUAUAGCAAAAGAACCCCUCUCUCCUCCCCAGUCUGUUUUAUUUGUUCAGUUGUAGGGUUCAUGGAGUCAAAUUAAAAGGUAGCUUAUGUAACCACCUCUUAAGCUGCUACUGGCCUGGAGUGUUGCUCAUGUGUAUAUUGUUUCACAGGA